Messenger RNA from Trachymyrmex septentrionalis, 3895 nucleotides. It is a transcript of the gene snu, whose product is annotated as ABC transporter G family member 23. The transcript is spliced from 15 exons. Bases 345 to 2783 code for a protein of 812 amino acids. NCBI's taxonomy places the organism in Eukaryota, Metazoa, Arthropoda, Insecta, Hymenoptera, Formicidae. Gene Ontology annotation, molecular function: ATP hydrolysis activity; ABC-type transporter activity; ATP binding. Gene Ontology annotation, cellular component: membrane. The record is from RefSeq and is a predicted model, not a curated record.
CGUUCAAACCGAUCGGUCGUAUUGUACAUCCGUAGUCGCGCUAAGCUUUGAAAUCGUUUCUCCACAACGGUGCAUAACGUGUAAAUUACGCUGAAGGGAAUCUGACGAAACGACGCUUUCAUCCUUUAAAGGGCAUCAAACGGGAGCGAAACGCAUCUCUCACGACGAUCCGCGAAAAGCGCGACGCAAGUGCCGGAUGACGUGUUUUUAACGUAGAAACAAAAGAUGCACCGUCGUUGUUGAAUCAAGCAGCAAAACUUUCGCGCGUGAGUUCUCGCGGAAAUCCUCAUCCCGCUUCAAGGCCGCUCGCGAAGUGAAACAAUAGUGGAAUUAAAGCGCUGACAAUGGAUAACAAAGGAUUUCAGGGUGAGGAUCAGGUGCAACGGGAGAAGUUAAAGAAAAUGUUCAGCUGGACCGAUGGGCUUCCCAGCGACGGAGGUGCGGGUGCCGCAAACGCGACGACGAUGCAGAGCAACAACGGGGACAGUAACAUGGAUCUGGCGACGGUGACAUCGAGCAACCCCGUAUUGGCGACGCCGGGGUUGAACAACCCCACCUGGAAUCGUCAGCAGGCGGUCAGCGUCAGGCACGCUUUUAAGAUUUACGGCAGCAGCAAGAAUCCGAACCAUGUCAUACAGAAUCUUAGCAUGACGGUGGCUAAGGGCUCGAUAUACGGUCUGCUGGGUGCUAGCGGAUGCGGCAAGACAACCCUGCUAUCUUGCAUUGUUGGCCGGAGGAGAUUAAAUUCAGGGGAGAUCUGGGUGCUAGGCGGCAAACCCGGAACGAAGGGUUCCGGGGUACCUGGAAAAAGGGUUGGAUAUAUGCCACAGGAAAUCGCUCUCUACGGCGAGUUUACCAUCCGCGAGACUAUGAUGUACUUCGGCUGGAUAUUCGGAAUGUGCACGGCCGAGAUCGUCGAGAGGCUGCGCUUCUUGCUACAGUUUCUUGAUUUGCCUUCGCAGAAUCGUUUGGUGAAGAAUCUAAGUGGCGGUCAACAGAGGCGAGUAUCUUUUGCAGUAGCUCUCAUGCACGAUCCAGAAUUAUUGAUUCUGGACGAGCCAACCGUAGGUGUGGAUCCACUGUUAAGACAAAGCAUAUGGAACCAUUUGGUUCAAAUUACCAAAGAUGGCAACAAGACGGUUAUCAUAACGACUCACUAUAUCGAAGAAGCCCGACAAGCACAUACGAUCGGUUUGAUGAGGAGCGGUCGAUUAUUGGCUGAGGAGGCACCUAGGACUCUCUUGCAAAUGUAUAACUGCGCCUCCCUCGAAGAGGUUUUUCUGAAGCUGUCCAGAAAGCAGGGACAGUAUGCUCAACCUACGACAGAGCUGAAUAUCUCGAACAACAUCAGCUUGGCUUCUUUAAACUGGGGGAAAAAAGAUGAACCGGUGUACGUGACGGAGGAGUCCGGUGUUGUCGGUCUUAACUUUCAUCAAAGCAAAGAGGUCCUGAUCCACGACUCAACUAACGGAAUAGCAAAUCAUUAUGAUAUAAGUGGCAAAUCACUGCCAGGUGCGAAAGCCAGUUCUGUCUUGGAAUGCGACGAUUGCGGCGAUUUUACAGACUGUUAUAAGAUCACCAGUUGGGGAAAAAUCAAAGCGCUUCUGCAGAAAAACUUCUUGCGUAUGUGGAGAAAUAUCGGCGUGAUGCUGUUUAUUUUUGCACUGCCGGUAAUGCAAGUAAUUCUCUUCUGUCUGGCGAUUGGGAGAGAUCCUACGGGACUGAAACUGGCCAUAGUGAAUCAUGAGAUGUUUUACGAGAAUAUGACGUGCCCCGUUUCAACGAACUGUAGUUUCACAUUUCUCAGUUGUCGGUAUCUCAACUUCUUGGAUAACGAGACGAUGAUAAAGAUAUAUUAUCCGGAUCCAGAAUCGGCGAUGGAAGCUGUACGCAAAGGUGAUGCUUGGGGCACCUUAUACUUUACGGAAAACUUCACGGAUGCCCUCGUGGCGAGGAUGGCCUUAGGAAGAGAUUCCGAUGACGAGACUCUCGAUCAAAGCGAAAUCAGAGUUUGGCUAGACAUGUCUAAUCAACAAGUGGGCCUGAUGCUGGCGAGAAAUCUUCAAUAUUCGUAUAGAGAUUUUGCCAAGGAUCUUUUAUCGGCUUGCGAACAGAAUACAAAACUGGCUGAUGUGCCAAUUCAAUUUAAGGAACCCAUUUACGGCACCAAUGAGCCCAGCUUCACGGACUUUGUGGCACCAGGCGUAAUAUUGACUAUUGUUUUCUUCCUGGCGGUUGCGCUAACAUCAUCGGCGCUGAUCAUCGAGAGGAUGGAGGGUCUAUUGGAUCGAAGUUGGGUAGCUGGUGUAUCGCCCGGCGAAAUCCUUUUCUCUCACGUGGUCACGCAAUUCGUAGUGAUGUGUGGUCAGACAGCCCUAGUGUUGAUCUUUAUGAUCCUGGUGUUCGGUGUCGAAUGCAAAGGCGACAUCGGCUGGGUUAUUAUACUGACAAUCCUUCAAGGACUCUGCGGCAUGUGCUUCGGGUUCGUUAUUUCGGCAAUUUGCGAACUCGAAAGGAACGCCAUUCAACUAGCUCUAGGCAGCUUCUAUCCUACGCUUCUUCUCAGUGGUGUAAUAUGGCCGGUGGAAGGUAUGCCGACGUUCCUUCGAUACAUCUCGCAAGGUCUACCACUAACGAUGGCGACAACUGCCUUGCGUUCCAUGCUAACCCGCGGCUGGAGCAUCACAGAGUCGAAUGUCUACAACGGCUACAUCUCCACCAUCAUCUGGAUUAUCGUGUUUCUCACGAUAAGCUUGCUGGUGCUGAAGUUUAAGCGCGGAUAAAAUCAGCUCAUAAUUUUUACCCUCUCGUUCAGACUGUAUUAGGUGUAUAGUGAUUCGCAAAUAUUUCGCAACGAAUAGACAAUCAAGAAGCGAAUAUUCCUCGAAGAGGAGCGAAUCAGUCGGGAAUUGGUGUUCGAAUGUGUAUUCGAUGGAUGUGACAUCGCAACUUGGGACUCGCGUUUUCAUCCAGGAGCGAAGCGAUCCUUCGAAGACAAUCUUCUUCAUUCACCUAUUUCAUAGCUGUGUUAUAACUGAAGUCAAAAUUAAUGGAGCUGUUAGUUAGGAACCAUACAGAAUUAGUGGAGAUUGUAGGCGUAAUUGGAUGUCGAUGGCCUAGAAGAGCUUUUGGAGAACUUCUGCUUCUGAGACCUCAUCAUCCAUGAAAGUAUUCCGCGAUUCAAGAAAAAUCCUUUUAUCUAAAAACAUAAUAUCCGAAAAAGAUAUCCUCUACUCAAAAAAAUUUUAUAUACAACUGCCAUUGUUUAAUUGAUAUUUGGCGGCAUUCCUGAAUUUUUCGAAAUGAAAAAAGAAGAUAUGUUAGUCGGUAAAUCGGCUUUGAUUCCAAAUGUGACGCCGAUACGAUCUCGUAGCACUCUCCACCGCGAAUGGACCUCCGAUACAUGUGAUGCUCCUACGUGCGCUUAAUGUGCUUUCAAAGCUCAUGAAUCACGCGUACAUGUGCGUAUGUGUAUUGUGUUAUACGUAUGUAUGUGUGUAUGUUUGUAUGCAUAAUUAUAGGAACUUUCGACUAAAUGUACGGUAAAUGUACGAUGACGAUAAGCAUGAGACUGCCGCGUUUGCCUCGUGCGUCUGUUUAUAGGAAUAAUAUUUUUAUUCGGCGUCUGUAAAAAAUUUGUACGGAUGACCGAGAAUAUCACCAGAGUUCUCCUUGUAAAUCGAUCUCUUGAGAAUCGCGAUUGAGGGAAGUAGAAUCGACGCUUUUCAUUUACAUGAUUUUCAAUCGACACAAAUGUCGUUCUAUCUUCAUUAUUCUCUGAAUGUCAACAAAGAUAGAAUAAGGUUUGUAUCGAUUUGUAUCACUAAAUGGAAAGCACUGUCGACCCAAAUUAGCUUCAAAAAAGCGUUUAUCAUAUAUUAAAAUUAUACUAUUG